UGAUGUCAGCUGAAUGUUUUUAUUUACAGAGAGACUGGAAUUGUUAGUCCGUGAAGUGGAUUACAGAGGGCUCGGAAGUCACACGAGGUCCUUCCACCAGCUGUGUCCUUAAUCCAAAACAAAAUGUAAAGACCAUUAGGCAGUACCCAAAUAAAGGUCUUUGUGUAGUGGCAGACAGGCCAAAAUAAUCUUUGGAAAUCAAAACUCCUGGUUUUUAAAUGUCUACAGAAGAAUAAAUGUGUCUAAGGAUAUCUUUACUUGUGUCAAAUUCACAUCUAUUGAUGGACUAUUCCAAGCAAGGAACAUUCACAUUGCCGGGACAGACCAAAAGCAGCCCACUCAUGGAAAAAGGGGAAAGCUCAAAUCACUGUAGAGAAGAUUAUCAAGAGAGAGAUUCACUUUUAUGUUGAAGAUAAUAAAAGCAAAAUUAAAUCCUGAAACAUUUGAAGGAGGGAUUUAGUGUUCUUAUCAGGGAUAGGGUAUUAAAAAAUGUGUUAGUUAUAUUGAAAAUCGUUUUCCUUGGCUUUGCUACUAAUAUCUUUGUUUAUGGGGUAUGGCUAGCAGUGGCAAUGAGGUAAACAGAAGCAUAGCGUGGAACCCUGACAAACGGACUGCCCCACAACCUCCACGGAGUAAUUCAGGCAUUGCCUCAGUGAGUGGUGCUUACAGUGGGGCCUCUUCAAUAGGUGGUGCCUCCUUUCAGGAGACAAAUAGUUCAAGAGCGGAAACAUUACCGGAGAGUGCUAAAGGAAACCACACGCACUACAGGUCAAAUUUUGUUGACAACCGCAGUUGGGUGCAUAGCAGUCGUAAUUUGCAUAAUUGUAUAAACAUGGAUCAAAACAAUGAAGAAAAUGACAGUCGUUCGCCAGCCAGAGGCAAUUAUAAUUCUAAUUUACAUGAAUCAGUAGGACAAACUAGUGGUAUUCCUAGCCAAUCAAACUACACUGUGAACAGGGGGACUUCUUCAGCAGAGAGACGUGAAGUCGUAGCAGAGGUGAAUGAAACUGACCCCACAGUACGCACAGAUACAUCACAGCAGUCAACCAACAAUGAAAACAUGGCCCCAGGACAUUCUAUACAAACCCAGGACAUAGAUGUAGGAGUCAUUGCAGCACAACAAGAGAUGCGUCACGAGCCAUUACCCGAUCUUCUACACUCUCAUGUUAUUCCCUCCCACAAUUCUUCCUCUCCCAGGCAGGGAGGGCAGUCCCACCCUGGGGUUCAUGACCCGCGGGGAUACAGUCACUACCCCCAACACCGCCAUCACUCACGGCACCACCACAGGUCGGGGCAUCGCUCACAUCACGGUAGACGGAGGCACAGGUCUCGUAGUUCCUCCUCUGUGGAACCUGAGCCCUGUAAGGAAGGAUGCCUCUCGUGUUUGGCUGCCACCACUUCAUUCCGAUGGAUUCUCGUCAUUUUGUCAUUGUUAGGUGUUUGUUGUGUUGUGACUGGAAUUGUACUUGCAGCACUCCAUGCCACUGGGAAUAGCUUUCUCUUCCUCGCAAUAAUGUUUAUAGGUCUGGGUGUCCUGUUGGUUGUUGUGGUAGCAGUUGGAUGGAAAUGCACACCCAGAGGUCAUGAACCCCUCCAUGCUUUGUUUGGCCUUGGAGACUUUAGACACCAACAGGACCGGAGGUCAAGGUCACGUCGUCAUGGACGGUCUUCGAGAACAAGAGAGCAUCAGUGGUAUGGAGGGAUGAUGUAUCCAGAGUUUCAGUACAGACGUCCCCCUCCCUCCUACAAUGCCUCCAUGCAGGAUUUCCAACAUCAGCUGGCCCUAGCACAGAGCCAAAGGGAGAGGUUUCAUGCCACAGAGGAGCUCCCUGCAGAGGACUACAGUCUCCCUAGCUCUCCCCCUCCCUCCUAUAGGUCUCGAGCCAGCACGGCCAGGACAGGAAUACAGAUCACGUUCCCUCCCACCCAGGGAGACAACUCAAGACCCCCCACCUACAGAUCACAUGCAAGCACUCAAGGGCAUGCAGCUCAUCAAAGACCAUCUUUACCAGAUGACUACAUACAGCAUGGUAGUGAUGUGGCUUUUACAGGACAGUAUAACUCACAGCAACAUUCACGAAACAGUAGUGCAGGAAAUUUCCGUAUACAUUCCAGAAAUAACAGUUCCACAGACAGAAAUGUGGUAUCUACAGUGGUGGAGCCACAAGGUGGUGGUGCUGUGGCUGUGAGUGUUAGUGUGGUGCAAAGUUCAUCUCAGGAUCAACUUUUGGACAGUGCUGUAGAACAGACACUUCAGACAUUGGAUGCUGUGACAGGGGAAGAUAACCCUGCACAAGAAACAUCAGAUGACGAGUAUCCAAUGGAGACUCCGUUAUGAUGACAGAGACACUGUAGAUUUUAAUGUGAUUCCAGGAGUGAAUGGUGUGAUUCGUUAGCUAGUGGCAAUAAUUUUAAUCAAACAAGCAAUAUAUUUUAGUAAAAAGAAUUAUUUUUUAACCAUUCCAUAUGAAAAAAAUUCCAGAAACUUUUUAUAUUAUUACUGUGUUGUGUUGUUGUGUUGUGGAAUUACCUUUUAUACCAGAAGUAUUUUAAGUUAUUUAUAAAAUUUUUAACUGUACAAUAUUUUUUUCUGGGCAUUUUUAUUAUAUCUAGUGAAGAGUUCCUGUAUUAUCAGAAAGUUAAAUUGAUGUCUUAUUCAAAGUGUAUUAAGUGGUUCCUCUGUUUUUUUUUUCUUU
Molecule: messenger RNA, 2696 nt
Organism: Saccostrea echinata
Lineage: Eukaryota; Metazoa; Mollusca; Bivalvia; Ostreida; Ostreidae
Exons: 3
Coding region: 554-2338 (594 amino acids)
Source: RefSeq, a predicted model, not a curated record